This is a messenger RNA of Closterium sp. Naga37s-1, 360 nucleotides long. Lineage: Eukaryota; Viridiplantae; Streptophyta; Zygnematophyceae; Desmidiales; Closteriaceae. The record is from the annotation of a GenBank genome assembly.
ACAAAUGUGCGCUCAAGAAGUGUGGUGGCAAUGGCACAUGCACCAAGGACAGCAAUGGAGUGCCAUCCUGUGUGUGUGACGCGGGCUUUGUUCUUAAAUAUGACAACAGGACAUGCAUUGACAAAUGUGCGCUCAAGAAGUGUGGUGGCAAUGGCACAUGCACCAAGGACAGUGCUGGAGUGCCAUCCUGUGUUUGUGACGCGGGCUUUGUUCUUAAAUAUGACAACAGGACAUGCAUUGACAAAUGUGCGCUCAAGAAGUGUGGUGGCAAUGGCACAUGCACCAAGGACAGCAAUGGAGUGCCAUCCUGUGUUUGUGACGCGGGCUUUGUUCUUAAAUAUGACAACAGGACAUGCAUUG